This is a messenger RNA of Paramecium sonneborni, 2029 nucleotides long. Lineage: Eukaryota; Ciliophora; Oligohymenophorea; Peniculida; Parameciidae. The record is from the annotation of a GenBank genome assembly.
AUGAAAAUAAUACUAUUAUUAUUUGUAUUCUGUUUUAUUAAACACUCCCAUCAAAAUGAAACCUUUACUAGAUUCAUAAAUCAAUGUAAUUUUAUACCAUACACAGAUAAUGAAAUUAGUAAGAUUUUAAAUUAUUAAAGCUUAAAUUUGGGCAUUUUGGAAUUCAUAAUAAUGUAUCUAAUGUCAACCUUGGUGUACUUGUUCAAAUUAUAUGGAAUGUAAUUAAAUAAGUUGUCCUAUUGGCCAUGUGCCUUACUCAAAAAAUAAGAUUUGUAUCCCAUGUCCUAAGGGCUGCAAAUAAUGUAAAUUAGGUUAUGAAAUGAAUAUUUAAAGUUGCUAAGAAUGUAAUGAAGGCUAUUAAUUAAUUGGUAAAACUUAUAUAUAUAUAUAAAUUUAGGUAAAAUGUGUAUUGAAUUAACAGUCUUUCAAAUAAGAACAUCAUAAUUAAAAGAAGUAUAUAUGGUUUUUAACAAUCCAUACAGUUAACCUUUGAAUAAUUAAUUUGCUAUAUGUUAACAAUUAGAUUCUACUACAUCACUGUGUGCUAAAUGUCCAGAUAACUAUUUUUUAAAUGAAUUCAAUUAAUGUGAAUAAUGUCCGAAUGGAUGUAUUUGCGCUUAAAGAGGAACUUGUAUGUACUGCAUUGGAGGAUACUUUUAUAGUCCAGUUGCUAAUGAGUUUACAGCCAUAAAAAAUGCUGGAUAACGAUUACAAAGUGGAUUUUAUCAAUAUGGUAGAAUAAUAGAUAUAUAUAAAUAAUGUAGGUAGUGGUAGUUGUGUAAAAUGUUAAGAUCCAAAUGCAACAGAAUGUACUUCUGCUUUCUCAUCUUCAUGUGCAAUAGGUUAUUACAUGAACAAUUCUUAAACUUAAUGUGAAGCAUGCAAUGUUGGAUGUAGUAGUUGUAAAAGUACAUCAGAAAAUUGCUAAAGUUGUCAAUAAGGAUAUUACUUAUAAAAUGAAAGUUGUUUACUUUGUAAAGGUAAUACUUAAGAAUAAAUAAAUUGUCUUUAUUGUUAUUAGAGUGAUUAUUGUUUAUAAUGUGCAAAAAAUUAAUAUUUAUCAAAAGGAAUAUGCUAUACUUGUAGUGAAGGUUGUAUUUAAUGUACAAAUACAACUUGUAAAAUGUGUAACAAUGGAUACUAUUUGAAAGAUGGAUCUUGCCAAAUUUGUGCUGAAAAUAUCUAAUACUGUGAUAAUGAUACUGGAAAUCCAAGUUAAUGUGUUUAUGGUUACUUAUUAGUGGCUGAUUAAAAUAAUUCAAACACUCUAUUAUGUAUUCAAAAUAUAAAUAAUUGUAUGUUGAUGAUUAAUAGUUCCUAAUUAUGCUCAUAAUGUUAUCCAUCUUAAGUUCUAUUUCAAGGAAUAUGUAUAGAAUGUUAAUAAAAAAUACCUGGUUGUACAACUUGUACAAAUAACAAUAAUAAUUUAAUAUGUUCUUCAUGCUCUUCUAAUAAUUAAAAUGAUAAUAAUUACUAUCUAGACAUUAAUAAUAAUAUUUGUACUCUUUGCAAUGAAGGAUGUUUAUCUUGUUCAGCUAAUUAAUGUUAUUCUUGUAUUAACAAUUAUUAUUUAUCAAAUGGAUAAUGCAUUUAAUGUUAAUAAUAAGGAUGCAAAACCUGUGAUUCACAAUCUUGUCAAAUAUGUCAAUCAGGUUAUUAUUUAAAAUAAAUUGAUGUUUAAAAUAUUUGUAUGCUUUGUCCUUAUGGUUGUUCUAACUGUAAUCCUAAUGGAUAAUAAUGCACAGAAUGUUUACCUAGUUUCGUUUUAAGAGUAUCAUAUUACAUUUUAUUUAGAAUAAUGGUUGUACUAUUGGAACCAUAUUCUGCGCAGAAUAUAAUGAACUUGGAAUUUGUAAAUCAUGUAUGUAUGGAUUUGCUCUUAGAAAUAAUAUUUGUGUUUCCUGUAUUGAUUUUACAAGUGGAGUAUUAAUUAAUUUCCUUCUUAUAUUAGUAUGUUUGUGGUGAAAAUGCAGAACCAUGUUAUAGUCUUAUCCUUUUAGCUAUCAUUUUUAUUUAAUUUCUUAAUUGA